Molecule: messenger RNA, 3825 nt
Organism: Penicillium concentricum
Lineage: Eukaryota; Fungi; Ascomycota; Eurotiomycetes; Eurotiales; Aspergillaceae
Product: WW domain protein
Exons: 3
Coding region: 1-3825 (1274 amino acids)
Cellular component (GO): membrane
Molecular function (GO): protein binding
Source: RefSeq, a predicted model, not a curated record
AUGAGUGGCAGCAGUCGUGCCCUCCACCCCGAGGAGCUUUUCCUCAACAACGGCCCAGGUAGACAAGAAUCACCUACCAUCGGCCCCCUACGUAUCAGCAAACGGGACUCAUCAUCCCCAGCAUCGGCCGCGGGCUCCAGUCCCCCACCAAACGCCCCGCUCCCCUACCCGGAUGACCGUCAACGUCCGCAAAUGCGCACCUCAAGCUCAAACGAGCGAUAUCAUGACAACAUUAGAUAUGGGUCUCCGCCAGCUGGUCCUGGUUCAGGCUCCGUAAGUCCAAAUGAAUACCCAACAGCGCUGCGGCCGCGGGACGGUCGCGAACCCAGAGUCGCAACAUUGGCCGAACGAAGAGGUGCAGCCCCUAAACCGCUUCCCGAAUCGCCUAGCCACGAUGCGCCAGAUCGCGACGCUUUAGCGGCAAGACAGUACCCCCGACCCCCAGCAAGUCUACCACCCGGCCCACCGGAGCCACCAGCAAACACAAGCCAAUAUGAUUACCGUCAACAAUACUACCCGCCCCCUCAACGCCAAAGCUCAACUUCUGCUGCCCGUCCCCCGUCAAGUCUACAGGCCCCACAAGGCCCGCUCAAUCGCAUCAGUUCCACUUCGACAACCCGCGCCCAGCGUGGCUCGCCCCCGCCACCGGAGACGCCUAUCGUUGGUCCAGGCCAGCAUCCCGCCUCUGAUAUCGAGGCCCGCUAUGCGGCCGCUGGUAUCGCAGGCACGGGAACUCUGCAGGGCAUCCAGUCGCAUAAUGUGGCAGCACAGAGACGUGCAGAACAGUACUCCGGACAACAGCCGGUUUUCCAGCAGCAACAGCAGCAGCGCCCGUGGACUCCGACUGAGCAGCCUGGUUCCCAGCCUCAUGGGCCUCCGACGGUUUAUCAGGGUGAUGAGGUCGUCACGGAUAAUCAGCCUGCUGCGCAUCCUGGUCAAUAUGGUAGUCCGCCGCCGCAGAUGCCUGGCUCCUAUGGAAGCCCGCCGCCUCAGGUUCAUCCGGGCCAAUACAGCAGCCCGCCGCCCCAGGCUCACCCCGGUCAAUACAGCAGCCCCCCACCCCAGGCUCAUCCGGGUCAAUAUAGUACCCCGCCGCCCCAGUCUCAUCCAGGCCAAUAUAGUAGCCCAGCGCCUCAGGCUCACCCUGGCCAAUAUAACAGUCCGGCGCCUCAGGCUCACCCUGGACAAUACAGUGGAUCCCCAUCUCAAAUGCACCCUGCAUCUGGGCUACAGCAGCAGCAGCAAGAACAGCCAGGAAGAGCUGCCCCUAAUGCCCUGGAACAAGACAUGGACCGGAUGCGCCUCAGCUCCUCUCCUCCUCCUGCCUACUCAAGUGUGUCUGGUCCUGCUUCAAAUGGGUAUCCCAAUGAAAAGCAUAACAAUGCGGCGGCGGCAGCAGCAACAGCAGCGGCUGCUGCUGCUGGAGCUGGAGCGGCAAUGAUGCACCCGGCCUUGGUAAACCAGCCCAAUCCUGUUGUAAAUGCACAUUCGCCUGCACCGACAGCCUCCCCGCAGGACCAUCCCGCUUUCCGGAAUGACCAGAGACAGCAACAGCAGGCAGGCCAAUCCCCACAGGCGUCUGUUGCUAAUGACUUGUCUGGUUUCCAUCAUCAGACAAUCCAGGUGACUUCCCCUGGUCCCUCUAGCGCCGGUCCGGCAUCACCACCACCUCUCCCGGAGGGGUGGAUUGCCCAUAUGGAUCCAAGCUCAGGACAGUAUUACUAUAUCCACUUGCCCACACAGUCAACUCAGUGGGAGUUCCCCAAGGGACCUACGCCGCUUAAUCUCAAUGACACGCCCUUGUCCCCAGUGGGAAGUGUGUAUAGCGCCCACCCGCUAGUUUCUCCGGGUCUGUCGGCUUUCGGAAAGCCUCUGGCGUCACCGGGUGUGCCUUUGACCCCUGGCUUCGAAAGCCUACAAUCUCCCAUCGUGUCUGGAUUCUCCGGGCCUCCCCCGAGUAGUGGCAUGGAUCUGUACAAGAACACUCCAACCAACGGUGUCUACUUUGGUCCUUAUCUGCGUUACACCAACAUGGAUCUCGAGCGUGGAGUCUGGAUGGGAUCUAUCCUGCUGGUGACAGAUGCCGCACAGCCACCCACGAUUCACAUGCACCAGAGUCUAGACCUUUCUCCAAACCCAAGACAAUUGAAGGCAGUCAACAUUGCCGCCCAUCAACGCUGGACAUUCUACAAGUAUGAGAUUGACCUACAGAUGGACGACGCAGGUCCUGCAAAAUGGACCUACGCCAUCACCUCGCACCUGGGCUGCACUCGCUACGAGUUCCUCGUCGCUGGUCGACACGAGACCAACUGGCGAUUCAUUGCUACUUCUGGAAAUGACUUCUCGCUCAAUGUCAAUGCUAGUGAGCGGGCUCGUGUGGGUGGCGUCGGCUAUAUGUGGAAAGACAUCAUGCAAAAGCACAACGAGAUCGGUGGCUUCCACACACAGUUAUGUCUGGGUGGUCAGAUCUAUGCGGAUCGCAUGUGGAAAGAGAUUCCGUCUCUCAAGCAGUGGUUGACUAUCAGCGGGAAAGAGGCUAGAAAGAACGCUCCUUGGACAGCGGCUAACCAGCAGGAUGUUUCUUACGCAUACUUCCAUUACUAUACCAGCCAUUUCGAUCAACCCCACAUAAGAGAGUCAUUUGCGCAGAUUCCUUAUGUCUGCCAGAUUGAUGAUCAUGACAUCUUUGAUGGAUUCGGCUCAUAUCCAGAGCACAUGCAGUUCUCAAACAUGUUCAAGAACAUCGGCCGCAUCGGUAUCGAGAUGUACCUCCUCUUCCAGCAUCACACAACCCUCGACAUCCUCCGAAACGUCAGCAAUGACACAGACCUCUUCACCAUCACCGGAACAGGCUGGCACUUUGUUAAAUACCUAGGUCCCGGCGUUGUCGUCGUCGGUCCGGAUUGCCGCUCAGAACGAAACCCUCACCAAGUCAUGGCUGGUCCCACGUACCAGGGUCUCUUCCCAAAGAUCGCAAUGCUACCACCCAGUGUGCAACACUGUCUCUGGAUGGUCGCUGUCCCACUCAUCUACCCUCGUCUAGAGACGGCAGAACACAUCGUCCAGACCGUUGCAACUGGAAAGCGGGCCGUGACUGGCGCGUACAAUGUGCUAGGCAAGGUUACCAGUUCGGUAGCCGGAGUAGUCGGCGCCAAAGACUUCGUCGGCUCGGGCUUCGACUCGGUGAAGCGAGCCGUAGGCAAAUCCGGUCUGAUGGGUGGUAUAUUGAGUCCAUUUGGUGAAUUUAGCUCAAUGGACGAGCUUCGCGAUCAAUGGACGCACGAGUCAAAGGAUCUCGAACGCACAUAUCUCAUUCGCACCCUCCAAGGCAUCGCCCACCAAAAAUCAAUCCGAAUGACCUUCCUCUCCGGCGCCGUCAACGUCUGCGGCGCAGGUCUCGUCCACGACCCCUCAAGCCCCUCAGACCACAAGACAAUGUACCAACUCAUCGCCUCCUCCGUCGUCAAUACCCCACCCCCAUCAUACAUCAUCAAACUCCUUCACAGCCACAGCAAACCCCUCUAUGUCCCCGCCAACGGCCACAGAUCCUCCGCCCAGGUCAGCGAUACAAAGGAAGACAUGAUGGAGAUCUUCCAGACAGACGUCAACGGUCAACCUCGUGAGUACCGUAAGCUCAUGGCGAGAAGGAAUUACGUCGCUAUUGUUGCGUAUGAUCCUGAGGCUGUUAAUGCUUCUUAUGGCAUGUCAGCUGGGGUUAGUAAAUUGAGUCUUGCGGCGGACUUUAUGGUGCAGGGAGAUGGGGCGCUUGGGAAUGUGGUUAAAUUUGGACCGGUUAUUGUGCCGUGUUUGGAUCAGGGGAGGUGA